UCCAAGCGCUCAAUGUUUCUUUAGUUAAUUUUUAGCGUAGUUAGUUAUUACCCUGCAUAGAUAAGCUUAAAGAUUGGGGUUAAAUUUCUUUCGGUUUUUUUAAAAUUAGCUGAGGUUGAUUUUAAAUUGACAUCAUUCUGUUGUGAUUUGUACAUAAUUUCUUUUUCAGGUGGUGUAUGGUAAUAUCAAGCGUCUUGUGUGUCUAUUGGUUUAUCAGAGUGACGUCAUGCGAAAAUUAUUCGAUUACUAAAUGCCUAAUUACGGCAUCAAGCUCAAAAUAACGACGUGUUAGUGGUUUUUAUUGUUGUUGAAGCGUUACCAAGUCUAAACAAUUGUGUUUGGUGGUCUGAGAACAACGGCUGCAAAACUAUUAAGAAGCAUUUGUUUUAUUCGCGUUAUCUCAAUUAUUUGGGAUUUAUUUGGUUAGUAUACCAUAUAACCUUCAAGCUUGAAUGACCUCAUUUUAGAUAUCGAAAGGUGUGGCGUGUCAAGUGUCUUAAGUUAGUCGUGUGCUACUCGAGUUGCUUUGCUAUGUAAGAGUGCUGCUAUACCUGGAUGCUAUUAUGAUCUAUUAUUCGAAACAGUUAAUUGUAUUUGACUUCUAUUCACAAGAAAUUGGUGCUUGCUUUACAUGAAGUCUGAAACUUUGAUAGGUUUUGAGCGUUUCUAGGCAUAGAGUUGAUAUUAUGUCAUAUAUUCUUCUUUCACUUAACUAAUUAUUAUUCCAUUAAUAUUGCUUUACUGCAAUAAUUGGUGCUUGGUGUUGGUUCAAUCGUGAGACCCAAAGUUAAAGGAUACAUUUUGCUUUUAAAUCUGGCCAUAAUGAUGGCAUUUCAUCAUUCUUUGUAAACUCUAGCGGUCAUCGAAUAAAGCUGGACCAGUGAAAAAUGUCGGUUCUGAAGCCCUUAGCAAGACUGUACAACCAGUUAAACCCGGCUACCCUCUCGGGGGCGAUCGAUAUCGUAAUCGUGAAACAGCCGGAUGGAUCGUUCCAGUGCUCGCCCUUUCACGUGCGAUUCGGGAAGUUCCAGGUGCCAUAUGCGUCUCUCAGCAUGCCAGAAGUAGAAAUCAAGAUCAACGACAAGCUGUGUCGCAGUGUGAAGAUGAUAGUGGGCGAGAAUGGGGAAGCCUUGUUCUGUCACGAGGACUCGGUGGACCCGAACGCCUACGAUGAGACAGAGGACGAAGAGGAACUUGGAUCCCAAGAAGAGGAUGAGGUGAGUGAAGUGGAACAGAUGGAGGAAAUGUCUCUUGCCAGUUCAGAAGAGGAGGAUCUGUCUUGCAGAAAACAGUCUCAGGAAGCCAUUUCAUCCUCAGCCUCAAGAGUAGCUGAAAAUGAGUCCUCGCUACAGACACAGCCGCACCAAAAACCGGAGACUGUGCCUGCCUUGCCUCAAGAGCACUUGCCACCUAAUAAGAGAAGGAAAUACCGAAAGCGACGUUCACAGUCCUCAGCAAAAGCCGAGUCUUCCAAUCGACCCUCACGUCACAAAAGAAGCAGUAGCUCUUCCACUCUGCCAGUUAUUAUCCAAUCUUCCCAUACUAACAUAGCACAGGCUUGGACAUCUACCUCAUCCGGAACGGAAACUAUUUCCAACAUCCCCCCACAACACCAACUCAAAUCAGACGAAGAGGGAAUAUUUGACAUGGAAAUUGAACCAGAACACCAGUCGCUGUGUGCAACACCCACACAGAAAUCGCCAACGUCUGCUUUUGUAUCAGUAGAGUCCGGCUCACGACACUCACAUGUGCAAUUACCUGGAAAUGAAACACUAGAAGAAGAUGGAAAUAUUAGGUUGCUUGCGAAAGUGCAAAGGUUUCCAGAGGAGUUCGCACCAGCUAUUCUGGAAAAUCCUAUCGAUCCAUCAAUACUUCAUUGUGCAUCCGAUUGUGAACAAGAUAUCCCCGAAUCACCUUUAUCUACUAGUCCACUAACAGUAACCCAUGCUAGACUCUUGGAACGACCAGACAGUCCGAAAAGCGAUAGUGAAAUUGGAACCUCAACUAGCAAUGUCAUCGAAAACGUCAGCUGGCGAUGGGGUGAACAUCUGGAACCAUACCAGCCAGAGACACCGUUGUCACCGGGGAGCGCGGGAAACAGGGUUGGUCUACCGGCUGAAGAAAAUAGAGCCAACAACCAGAGGGUGAGGUCACUGUCGCCACCUUCAGUGCAAGAUCGAGCAAAGAAGAGUGAAACUUCGCAGAAAGGCGGUAUCUACCUUGAGAACUUAGCUUCGGUUGAUCAAACAACCAAACAGAUGUAUCUAUACUCCAAAGCAUCACAAAAGAGCACCGCGAGUGUCAGCGAAAACAUAAGAACUCCUCCUCGCAAAUCACGGCGACAUAGCCAAACAUCAUCGUCGUCAACCAUCAGCCCUUUCGGAACACAGUACUCGAACUCCGAUGGGAUCCCAAGUCAUAUGAGCAGGCCUAGUUUUGCAUAUAAUCAGCCUUCGUAUAACCUGGAUGAAAGCACGAGCGAAAUCGGAUCAUCCAUGCCUCAAAGUCCAGGAUUUGCUAUGGAAGAUAUCGCCACACAAACGCAUAUUGGAUCGGACGGUGAAGUUUUACAUUGCAAUAUUGAGCUGUCGCUUUGUGGAGGUCUGAAAAACGCCGGAAGUGUGAUUUCAAAGAAAACUUUUGAUCAGUACUUGGUGACUUACGAUGAGUUCCAAAACGAUCCUUUUGGAGUUUUGACGAAUCCGAAUCUUGUAGUGAAAAUGAACGGAAGCUACUUAAAAUGGCAAGUUGCGGCGCCCUUGAUUAUUAGUCACGUGGUUUUCCAAAGGUCACUGGAUGAUCCGGCCAGAGGAAAGCUUAUGAAAAAUUUCAUGGGAAGUGGUUCAUCGUCAUCUAGAGGUUGGUGGUGGUCACGAUCGAAAAACGAUGCGACAUCUACGCCAUCGACAUCUGUUAUUCAGACGGCACCAACUUUGAAUAGUGGAAAUCUCUUGGUGGAAGGAGGAACUGUAGCAGCUAGUUCUAAUCUGACUUCAUUUGAAACUGCGAUGACUGACGUUGAGAGUAGUGUGAGUCCCCAACCUGGCGUGGAAACCUCGAAAGUUGAGGCGGGAACACAGGUUCCCAAAAACGCAGAAUGCGCUUUAGCAAUCGAGCCUCAAACUACCAACAGGCUCUCGUCCAAUCAGAUCGCUCGUCUGAAUCUGCGCAUGGGAACCAAUGACAUCUCAUUCCGCAUCACAUCUCAGUUCUUCGGAAGCACUACCUUGCAGGCCAACAUAUUUGUUUUUGACCACAACGAGAAGAUCAUCAUCUCAGAUGUGGACGGGACAGUGACCAAGAGUGACGUCAUGGGUCAGAUUCUGCCUCAGAUAGGAGUGACAGACUGGAGUCAGCAGCACAUUGUGGAUCUCUACCAGAAGAUAGCUGACAAUGGGUUCAAAUUCCUCUACCUUUCUGCGAGAGCUAUCAGCAUGGCUAGUAUGACGAAGACCUAUUUGAGAAAAGUGCGUCAGAAUGAAAAGACACUCCCAGAUGGACCUCUGUUGCUAUCCCCUGCCUCACUAGUGUCUGCAUUCCAUCAGGAGGUGAUUCUGAAAAAGCCAGAGGAGUUCAAGAUCAGGUGUCUCUCUGACAUCCGGAGUCUGUUUCCCAAUGGACAGCAGGACAACCCAUUCUACGCCGGAUUCGGAAACAAAUCAACUGACAGUGUCUCAUACAUUAGUGUCGGUAUACCCACGGCCAAGAUAUUCAUCAUCAAUCCUAAAGGUGAUGUGAAAAUAGAAAACGCACUGUCCAUUCAGACUAGCUACUUUGACCUCUGUAGCAAAGUAGACCACCUGUUUCCGCCUCAAAACUCACGCAACAAGUUUGACAACAUUGGCUUCAGCUCAUUCCACUACUGGCGAGAACUUCCUCCCAUCCCGUCACCACUGUCAUUGGAAGCUUCAAUAAACAACGAGAUGACGCUCUCGACUAGCAGUUCAAGCAAUGAGAAGUCGACUCAGCAACUAAAGCAGACGCAACAACAUAAGUCUACGAAGAAAUAGAGAAAGAAUUAUGGCUAGCUCUGUUGUUAAGUGUAAAAUAUAGCUAACGAUGUAGACUUUAGUUUGUAGCAACUUACCGUGACGCUAUUUUUUGGAAGUGCACAUCUUCCUAUUUCAAACUGCACAUGUUUAAAACUGUGAGAUCGAUACCCUGUCCUGCAGUGACCGAAAUCUGCGUCGUUUAAACUUGCUAAGAUUCUUUGUGUAAUAUUAAUCGAAAUUGUUAGGUAUAUAUAUAGAAACAAACUUCCAUAUUCAGAUAUUAGAAAUCAUGUGCUACUGGGAUUUGAUAGGAAUAUUUAUUUAUUAAGGAUGAAAUCAAGUUAAGUUCUCAGAUUGGGACCAGUAUGAUGCAUUCUGCGAAUGGCCAAAUUAAUAAUCAUGUUUAUCUCCAUUUGGUGCAAUUGCGCUAUCAGCUCUCCAUGUCAUCAAGUUCAAAUUUUGAAUUGAAAUCUUAAAUCGUU
Messenger RNA from Symsagittifera roscoffensis, 4474 nucleotides. RefSeq names its product phosphatidate phosphatase LPIN2-like. Gene Ontology annotation, biological process: cellular response to insulin stimulus; triglyceride biosynthetic process; fatty acid catabolic process. The transcript has 11 exons. NCBI's taxonomy places the organism in Eukaryota, Metazoa, Xenacoelomorpha, Acoela, Convolutidae. The record is from RefSeq and is a predicted model, not a curated record. The coding region runs from base 888 to 4010 and encodes 1040 amino acids. Gene Ontology annotation, molecular function: phosphatidate phosphatase activity; transcription coactivator activity. Gene Ontology annotation, cellular component: nucleus.